Danaus chrysippus (African queen) is the source of this 1620-nucleotide messenger RNA. Lineage: Eukaryota; Metazoa; Arthropoda; Insecta; Lepidoptera; Nymphalidae. The record is from the annotation of a GenBank genome assembly.
AUGGUGGGCGCAAUGCCUGUUAAUUUAAUACCAAAAUUUUUCAAUGGUGCCAUGGAGAGUCAUAAUGGUGAUGAUUGUGAGAGUCAAGUGUUUAUCGGCAGUCGUGUAAAGUGUAACGAAGAUUUCGGUACUGUAAAAUAUAUUGGGGAGGUCCAGGGCUACAAGGGGAUUUGGUAUGGGGUUGAAUGGGACAAUGCUGAGCGCGGGAAACAUGACGGUUUCGUUGAAGACGUGCAAUACUUCAAAACAACGAAACCUGGGGCUGGUUCCUUUGUACGCCCUAACAAGAUAGCACCAUUCACAACCUGCGCUGAAGCUAUCAGGAGAUAUUACGGCGAUCGGGAGGAUGAGACAGUUGCGGCUCACCGUAGAACAGUUAUCAAUGAAUGGAAACGAGAAAUGGGUGCUCCGUUCAUAGAAAUGGUUGGCUUUGAGAAGAUACAUCAGAAACAGAAAUUUGAUCGCCUCCAAGAAGUCUGUGUUCAUGAUCAGAAUAUAACAAAGGCUGGUAAUGUAGCCGCUUUAUGUCCUAAUGUAAGGAGCUUAGAUGUAUCGCAGAAUCUGUUCUCAAAUUGGCGAGAGGUCAUUGAACUAUCAGCACAACUGCCGUUGAAGGAAAUUGAUGUUAGCAAGAAUCGCAUGGCAAUAGAUAUACCUGAAGAAACAUUGGAGCAACUUUCAAUACAUUUCUCUAACCUUGAGAAGAUAAACAUCUCUGUAUGUGAUUAUGAAUGGUCUGAUAUCCUUGCACUAUCCCAUCUCUGGCCAAAAAUAAAUGAAAUUAUAGCAGCCUACAACAGAAUCACCAUAAUAAACCCACCAAAAGUCACUCUAAACACAUUAACAAUACUGAGAUUAGAUGGGAACCCCAUAGAUUCAUGGUGUGAGGUCAUCAACCUCGGCCUCAAAAACCUCAAAGUAUUAAGCCUCAACGACUGCUGCAUAGAGGAAAUCAGAUUUAAAGAUACAAAACCAGAUGCUAAAGCUAGUGUAUUUGAGAAUUUGGAAGUGCUAUUUCUGAACAGGAAUAAAAUUAAAGAUUGGAGGUCAAUAAGUGAGUUGAAUAAAUUGAAAUCUCUAAAGAAAUUAUAUUUCUUGAAAAAUCCAAUCCAAAACGAGGAAGACUAUGACACCGGAUCUCAGCUAAUUAUAGCCAAAAUUGGUAAUCUUCAGGAAUUAAAUGGUUCAUACAUAACACGUGAACUACGUCGCGGAUCAGAAUAUGAUUAUAUGAAGAGAUAUGGUGCCGAGUGGAAGAAAGGAGAUGAACAGUUCCACUUAGAACACUGUAGAUUCCAAGAACUUAUUGAUAAAUACGGCAUCCCGGACGACAGUCUGCUUGUAAAACAAAACAAAGACACGACUCUCACAUCACAGCUAUUAGAAAUAAAUAUAAAAGAUGAAAACGGAAAGAUUCUCAAGAAAAAAUUCCCUUCAACCAUGGCUGUACAGAAACUUUUAACAUUAGCACAGAGAUUAUUCUCUAAAGGAAAAAUCGGAACACCCUAUCUAUAUAUACAGGAUGAGACGCAUUCAGACCUACUUAUGGAUAAUGCUAUGAAAGAUCUAGCAUUUUUCUCCAUCAAAAAUGGUGAUACAAUACUCGUUAAAUUCAGAUAA